Molecule: messenger RNA, 4928 nt
Organism: Hemicordylus capensis (graceful crag lizard)
Lineage: Eukaryota; Metazoa; Chordata; Lepidosauria; Squamata; Cordylidae
Product: zinc finger protein 420-like
Exons: 6
Coding region: 1132-3954 (940 amino acids)
Biological process (GO): regulation of immune system process; negative regulation of transcription by RNA polymerase II; regulation of cytokine production
Source: RefSeq, a predicted model, not a curated record
AGAGACUUGCGUGUGGGGAAGCAGCAGAGGAGUUCUCCACUUUACAGGCACAGACCAAUACCUUCCCCCGCUAUGGAGCCCUCCUCCGAUAUGCGGCAUCCCCUUCCUCACACGCCCCUCCCGGGGCAACACUCUGCCCCCGAGUCUUCGCACAAGAGCUGUGCCUAUUACGCCAGCCUCUUCCUCCCCUCGAAGGAGCCCGCAGCCAGACCAUCUUUCUUUCUUUCUUUCUUUCUUUCUUUCUUUCUUUCUUUCUUUCUCCCAAAUGGAACCCCGUUUCGAUGCAUCCUCCAGAAAUCAGCCUGGACUGGAGGAACAGGCUGCCGCCGGUUUUGCAGGAAAGAAGAAGACAGACGCUGCCCGAUGUGGGUCGGGUGCUGCUGGGAAGGCUCUCCUGGCUGGGACCCCAGAGCCCCAGCCCAUUCCCCAGCUGCCCCCACCUCCCGCCAUCAGCCUUCGCUGCCUCCUGCCCUGCCUGGCCAUCGCUUUCCCCGCCUUUCCUGACUUGCAUCUUCCACCCAACGCACUUUGCGUCUACCCGGAAAGGCUCUUUCCAAGCAGGAAGGCAGAAGAGCCGAAUCUUCCCCGCCACCUUUUAGGCCCCUCUCUAGGAAUCUGUACUCCUUCCCUUUAACCCUUGGAGUGUCUCUGCCCAGGAAGCAGCAGCAAAGGGGGAAAUCUCUCCUUCCUCCUCGUCAUCUUCGCCAGUCCGGAGAGAAGAACAGCAGAGGGAGGCAUUUGCUAAAGAGACCGGAAGCAGGCUCUCUCCUGCUGGGGGCUCUUUUCCCUCCACCUCCGCCCCCUCCCGCUCCCCCGUCCUUCCAAGCCCUUUCCAGUCUUGCCUUGCCUUCCUUCCUUCCUUCUUUCAGGUCCCUGGGAGUCCCUCUGCUGCUGCACCCCAGCCGCACUUUGAGGACCCUGGGAGGGAGCUGCUGUGCUGCGGCUGCAGGGAGAAGCAGAGUUCUGCAUAUUUAUUAUUUUGUGGUAUAGAAACUACAACAUCUACCUUAACAAAGACUCAUUGGUCUGUGAGACUAAGCAGUGACUCUUCUUUUCCUGGGAAUUAAUGUUGUAUCAGAAAAAGGAGAAAUUUGGGCCAUGUUAAGAACUUGAACUGAGCUCCAAGAGAACAUGGAUUUGCAAACCCCAGCAAAUAGUGAAUUGUGGAAGGGAACAGAAAAAGAUCCUCGAGCCAUCCAGGCUGGGAGAGACAAGAAUCAGGAAAUAACCAUGCAGAGGAUCCUGGGAGACGUCACCACCAACACAGAUUUCCAGUGCUGGAAAUUCAGGGAGUUCCUGUACCAGAAGGCUGAGGGUCCGCGAGAGGUUUGCAGCCAACUCUACCACGUUUGCUGUCAGUGGCUGAAGCCAGAGAGACACACGAAAGCUCAGAUGCUGGACCUGGUGAUCCUGGAGCAGUUCCUGACUGUCCUGCCCCCGGAGCUGGGGAGCUGGGUCAGAGAAUGUGGAGCAGAGACCAGUUCCCAGGCAGUAGCCUUAGCAGAAGGUUUCCUCCUGAGCCAGGCAGAAGAGAAGAAGCAGGAAGAGCAGCAGAUGCAAGAGAUGUUUGCCAAAGCGGUGUCUGGUUUCCCUGGGGCAGAAGAGGCUCCAUCUGACACCACCAGACAGAGUAUGAUUUUCAGGAGGAUUAUGCCGGAGGGAGAUGGAGCUGCCACUUUGAUGGGUGGUGAAAUGACCAAUAGGCUUCAUUCUAGGCCUUCUUUUUAUGACGGAGCAGAAGCUGUUGCUGGACCAUCACCAGAUCAGGGACUGGUGAGCUUUGAGGAGGUGGCUGUGUGUUUCUCCGAGGAGGAGUGGGCUCUGCUGCAUCCAGGCCAAAGGGCUCUGCACAGGGAAGUCAUGGAGGAGAAUUCCUGGCAUCUGGCCUGGCUGGGUAAUCAGAGGAAGAACAGAAAAAAGGGGGAAGCAUCAAGAAGAAAAACCGAAGAAACAGAGGAGGAGAAGAUGGCAGCUUCUGAGUGGACAGACUUCUAUGCAAUUCCAGUUCAAGAUAAGACUAGUAACAACACUCUAAGCGGAAACAUCUUAAAUAAUAAAUCACACCUUAGUGCACAUCACACCGCCCAUACAAGAGUGAAAACAUAUCAAUGCACAAUGUGUGGGAAUGGCUUCAGCGAUCAGUUGAACUUUGAUGAACACCAAAGAACCCACACAGGAAAGAAACCAUGCUUGGAGUGUAGAAAGAGUUUCAGUCAAGAUAAUGCCCUUGUCCACCAGUGUGUCUGCAAAGGGGAGAAACCAGAUACAUGCUCCAAGUACGGAAAGAGCUUCAGUAAUGGGGAUAAGCUUCCUUCCUAUCAAAAUUGCCACACAGGGGUGAAGCCCUAUACAUGCUCAGAGUGUGGAAAGAGUUACCCUUGGAAGUGCAGACUUUCUGUCCAUCAAAGAAUCCACACAGGGGAGAAACCAUAUACGUGCUCAGAGUGUGGAAAGAGCUUCAAUCAGAAGGACAAUCUUUCUGUCCAUCAAAGAAUCCACACAGGGGAGAAACCAUAUACGUGCUUAGAGUGUGGAAAGAGCUUCAGACGGAAGUACAAACUUUCUGCCCAUCAAAGAAUCCACACAGGGGAGAAGCCCUAUACAUGCUCAGCAUGUGGAAAGAGUUUCCGUCGGAAGGACAAACUUUCUGCCCAUCAAAGGAUCCACACAGGGGAGAAACCGUAUAUGUGCUCAGAAUGUGGGAAGAGUUUCAGGCAGAAGGACAAACUUUCCGUCCAUCAAAGAACCCACACAGCAGAGAAACCAUGCUUGGAGUGUAGAAGGAACUUCAGUCAUGACGAUGCUCUUGCUGGCCCCCAGUGUGUCUGCAAAGGAGAGAAACCAGAUACAUGCUUCAAGUACAGAAAGAGUUUCAGUGAUGGAGAUAAGCUUCCUUCCUAUCAAAAUCUCCAGACAGGGGAGAAACCCUAUACAUGCUCAGAGUGUGGAAAGAGCUUUAGAUGGAAGGGCCACUUCUCUGUCCAUCAAAGAACCCACACAGGGGAGAAACCAUAUACAUGUUCAGCAUGUGGAAAGAACUUCAAUCGCAACUCUAACCUUACUCUCCAUCAAAGAAUCCAUACAGGAGAGAAACCAUACACAUGUUCAGAGUGUGGAAAGAUCUUCAGAUGUGUCUCUAACCUUACAGUCCAUCAAAGAAUCCAUACAGGAGAGAAACCAUAUACAUGCUCAGAGUGUGGAAAGAGCUUCAGUCAGAAGGCCCAUCUCUCUGAUCAUCAAAGACUACACACAGGGGAGAAACCAUAUACAUGCUCAGAGUGUGGAAAGAGCUUCAGGCAGAAGAAUAGACUUUCUGCCCAUCAACGAAACCACACAGGGGAAAAACCAUAUACAUGCUCAGAGUGUGGAAGGAGCUUCAGUCGGAAGGACAAGCUUUAUGUCCAUCAACGAAUCCACACAGGGGAAAAACCAUAUACAUGUUCAGAGUGUGGAAAGAGCUUCAGGCAGAAAGACAAACUUGAUGUCCAUCAACGAAACCACACAGGGCAAAAACCAUAUACAUGUUCAGAGUGUGGAAAGAUCUUCAGUUGUGUCUCUAACCUUACAGUCCAUCAAAGAAUCCAUACGGGAGAGAAACCAUAUACAUGCUCAGAGUGUGGAAAGAGCUUCAGUCGGAAGGCCCAUCUCUCUGUCCAUCAACGAAUCCACACAGGGGAAAAACCAUAUACUUGCUCAGAGUGUGGAAAGAGCUUCAGGCAGAAAGACAAACUUGAUGUCCAUCAACGAAACCACACAGGGGAAAAACCAUAUACAUGUUCAGAGUGUGGAAAGAUCUUCAGUUUUGGCUAUAGCCUUACAGUCCAUCAAAGAAUCCAUACAGGAGAGAAACCAUAUGCAUGCUCAGAGUGUGGAAAGAGCUUCAGUCGGAAGGACAAACUUUCUUUCCAUCAACAAAGCCACACAGCAGGAACCAUAUACGGGCUCAGAGUGUGAAAAGUGCUUCUAUGAGAAUGUGCAGCUUUCUGUCCACCAAAGAAUCCACACAGGAGAGAAACCAUGUCGAUGCUCAGAGUGUGGAAAGAGCUUUAAUUGGAAUGGGAUGCUUUCUACCCAUCAAAGAAUCAACACAGGGUAGAAAACAUAUUCGUGCUCAUAGUGUGGAAAGAGCUUUAGUUGGAAGGACAAUUUUUCUGUCCAUCAAAGAAUCUAGACAGGUGAGAAACCAUAUACAUGCUCAGGGUGCGGAAAGAGCUUCAGAAACAACGAAAACCUUACCUCCCAUUAGGGAUGUGCAUGGAACUGGUUUGGUGCUCCCUUCCUGGAGCCUACCUGUCAGCCCCCACCCCAUUACCUGUCACUUCCCUUCCUGGAACGCUGAACCGGCUCCAUCCCCCAGCGUUCAAACCGUUUCGGAGGGUGGGGGUGUCGCUUCCCUUAGUUUCAGAGGAUGGGGAUGCCUACCGGUCAGCCACUGCCGACUGCUGCUCCCAAGUCCUCACGCCGCCGCCUUAGCCCCAUUUCCGCGUGGGCUCUUGCCACGGUAAGAUAUGGGGAAUAUUUCCUCCUCCUUCCUGGCCCCUUGCUCAAAAUGCAUCCCCUCACCACCACCACAACUGUUUUUACAAGAGGAGGAAAGCCGAUGACAACUUCUGGCGACGAAAGGAGGAAGGGGCAGCAAGGAGGUAUGCAGCCGCCCCAUGGAUUUUCCUAAAAAUGGAGUGCCGGCAGGGGAAAAGUGGGAAAAAGAGGGCUAAGUGCACCCUCCCCUGCCCUUAAGGAGCCACCCCCGCCACCGCCAUAUCAUGGUGGAGCUGUUCCAGGAUCAAGCCUUGUAUACAAUCUGAAUGUAUGACAGUCUUAAAAGGCCUUGUUUAGAUUCUGCCUUAUUUUUAUUAUAAUUCAAUGUGAAGCAGAAAAAAGUUUUUUAAAAAACCAAUUUUAGAAAUAAAAUAGAACUGUGAAAUACA